Molecule: messenger RNA, 1087 nt
Organism: Syngnathus typhle (broad-nosed pipefish)
Lineage: Eukaryota; Metazoa; Chordata; Actinopteri; Syngnathiformes; Syngnathidae
Product: inositol-tetrakisphosphate 1-kinase-like
Exons: 10
Coding region: 1-1029 (342 amino acids)
Biological process (GO): inositol trisphosphate metabolic process
Cellular component (GO): cytoplasm
Molecular function (GO): inositol-1,3,4-trisphosphate 6-kinase activity; magnesium ion binding; inositol-3,4,5,6-tetrakisphosphate 1-kinase activity
Source: RefSeq, a predicted model, not a curated record
AUGUCACGCCGCAGAGUGGGUUUCUGCCUUAGUGACAAGAAACGCCGGAGGAUGAAUCUGGACGCCUUUGCAGAGCUCUGUGCGGACCAUGGAGUAGAGGUGGUGGAGAUUGAUCUUUCUCAGCCACUGGGGCCCCAGGGACCCUUCGAUGUCAUAGUUCACAAGCUGUCCGAUGUCAUCGUGGAGGCGGAGCAUGACAGCCAAGCAAAGCAGCUCCUGGUUAAUUUCCAGGCUUAUGUGUCAGGUCACAGCAGGACAGUUCUUCUGGAUCCCCUGCCUGCCAUGACCCAAAUUCUAGACCGCUUCGCCUCUUACCGGAUCAUGAGCAAUCUGCAAAAUUCACUCCGAGACUGGCACAUUUGCAGUCCUCCAUACCUUGAGGUCCACAGUGCAAGUGACGUGCCUUCCAUUCAGCAGAAAGUGAUGACUCAGAACCUGAGCUUCCCUCUCAUUUGUAAAACCAGAGUGGCCCAUGGUUCUCUUUCCCAUGAGAUGUUGCUGAUCUUCAGUGCGCCAAGUCUGGUGGAGAUCCAUCCUCCGUGUGUCCUCCAGAGUUUUAUCAAUCACGGAGCAGUCCUGCACAAGGUGUUUGUUGUCGGAGAAAGACACUUCUGUGUGGAGAGGCCUUCACUCAAGAACUUCCCUGCUGGGCCAUGUGACAGAGAGACCAUCUUCUUUAACAGCCAGCAAGUGUCCAAACCAGAGUCAAGCUCGGAUCUCACAGCUCUGGAUGAGCAAAUGCCCUGCCUGCCUCCUCCAAGCAAGGAAGCUGUUGCUGCCCUGGUCAAAGAGCUGCGCAUUCAGCUCGGCAUGGCCCUCUUUGGUGUGGAUGUCAUCAUUAAUAUACACACAUACACUCUCACAGUUAUUGAUAUCAACAUCUUUCCAGGUUAUGACGGUGUACCCGAGUUUUUCUCUUCUCUGCUCAGCCACAUUGAGUCAGUUUUGGACAAACAAGCUUCUUCUGCAGACUCUUCUGAGAUGACCAAACACAAAGGGGCGACUUCCAAUAUGGGAAGAAACCUCUGAGAAAUGAUUGUUGUGUUAAGUUAUUCUAAUCAAAACAUGAGCAGCAAAUGCGCUUCAU